Messenger RNA from Opisthorchis viverrini, 804 nucleotides. RefSeq lists its product as hypothetical. The annotation marks the transcript as partial. Gene Ontology annotation, molecular function: DNA binding; protein dimerization activity. Lineage: Eukaryota; Metazoa; Platyhelminthes; Trematoda; Opisthorchiida; Opisthorchiidae. Gene Ontology annotation, biological process: transcription by RNA polymerase II. The transcript has 2 exons. Gene Ontology annotation, cellular component: RNA polymerase II, core complex. The record is from RefSeq and is a predicted model, not a curated record.
UACGCCAUCUGUUUGGGCCCAGAGUCAGCAAUCUCUCAAACCGAGAGAAAAGCUUCUGAUUUCCUACUGACGUGCAAACCCACGGACCUAUACGGCAGACUGACAGCCGCAACAUUGCUCAUGGUGACUGCUAUUUUAACUUUUGUCUGGGCCAUCUUCUCUUGGCCAAAACGCGAAUGCGCGAACAAUCUCAGGGUCAUGCUACCCACAUUGCGCGAACCAACCAAUCAGAACGCUAGUUUUCCUGAACCUAUUCGCCCCCUCCGGGUUUCCCGCGUACUACGCUCAGGUUCCUUUAAUGAAUGCCCCCGCUUCUUUCGAGCCAUUUCUGUUGGCGGACGGCGAGAAAAAGUAUGCUUCCUUAAUCAGUGGGUCAAACUACUUGGUAGGAUAUCCUUUGAAAAGGAUACUCAAGUUCCCAAUGCCGCCAUUUUCACCUUGAACCGAGAAGAUCAUACCGUCGGCAACAUGCUGACGUGUCAACUCCUCAAAGAUCCAAGAGUAUUAUUUGCUGGAUACAAAGCACCGCAUCCACUGGAACAUAAAAUCGUCAUUCGAGUGCAAACCUUACCACCAACUACACCCCUGGAUGUAUUUAUUUCCGCUUUGAAAGACCUGGUCAGUGAAGUAUCAAAUAUUGAAGAGCAGUUCAGAGUAAGCUUUCCAUCCACAUUUCAGCCACUGUCGUCCACUUUUAGAUGGCAACCAAAUGAGGACCUCGUCGCGAUUCCUCCUGUACAUAAUUGUCUUUUCUGUAUACGCAAUAAAGAACUGCACGCUAUGUUCUGUUCUCCUAUGCUAUAG